This is a messenger RNA of Penicillium pulvis, 1332 nucleotides long. RefSeq lists its product as uncharacterized. The coding region runs from base 1 to 1332 and encodes 443 amino acids. The record is from RefSeq and is a predicted model, not a curated record. The transcript has 2 exons. NCBI's taxonomy places the organism in Eukaryota, Fungi, Ascomycota, Eurotiomycetes, Eurotiales, Aspergillaceae.
AUGGGUCGCAUCCACAAGGGCGAUCGCCCCGACGCGGCAUCUUCACAUUCGCUACAUUCCAUCGAAGAUGACCUCCCACCCCCUUACACUGACGAACCUGACUUCAUUCCUCCCAUUUCAACCUCUAACCCCGCUCCGGGCGUUGCUCCUCUUCCACUUCACCUUCGACUGGUGGACUCCGCAUACAUUCUUCCUGACUCCAACAUCAAGGCCGAUGACAAGCGCGCCAUCUCCAUUGCGCCGAGCUUCUCGCGCAACAGCGAUGAGCUCUUCUACGCUAUUCGCCGGCAGAUGAAACUGCCCCCGCGACCACUACUUUGGAUCAAGGGCUCACACACCGAAUCAAAUAACGAUAAGAAGCAGAAGGGAAGCAACAGCGUUACCGACUUUGAAUUCAAGCUUGAUCUUGCCGAGACCAUGCUGAGUGGGUGGGAGGCGGACACACGAGGACCCUGGAAAUGGACGGAGGAAGAAGUGCUCAAUGACGAGGAUUAUAAGCCUGCUUUCCGCGGUGGAAGAAUCAAGUCACGCACUUAUAAGGCGCCGUGUUGUCCGCGUCCUCGUGGCGAGGACAGCGAUGCCCUUCUCGCCUCAGAUGCAGGCAUUGGUGCCGAUGGCUCUGAUGAGCAACCCGCCACAUCAAAUGAGGCUAAUUUGAAAUUAUGGUGUGAACGGUUUUGCAAUGAUCCGUCCCCUGUUAAAUCAUUUACUCUCCAUCGCCAAAUUUCAGGCUUCGAUUGGAAAGCGAUGCGCAAUGUCCUUGCUUCACAUAUUCGCUCCCUCAAUUACCUCGGCUCGGUCGAUUUCUCUUUCACUAUAGCUCAGCAAUCGGUCACUAUCUACUCUCCCCAUUGGAUCAACCGCCUACGUGCGAACCGCUACAUCUGGUGGGUUUUCGUUAUUCUCCAGCUGUGGAUUAUCACAUGGCCAAUCAUCUGGUUCCUUGAGAAGCGUUACGAGCUGGUUCAUACACGUUGGCAUUCUUCGAUCUCCCUUGAUCCUCACUCUGGAUUGGUUAAGGAUUACGCUCGCGGUCGGGACGAAGCCACUUUGGGAGAAUUUUGGGGACCUGCUGUCAAACGAAUGGCGUGGAGUCAAAGAUGUGGACAAGGAAAUACUCUAACCAGGAUGGACGCGGAAAGGGUCCAGGGAUUGGAUACCGAUCAGCUUCUUGGUAUCCAGCGCGGCGAUUCCGAGGCAGAGCGUGAGAGACGGGAGCGAGUCAACAGAGGCGAUGCUGGGUUCGUUGACCAUAUGGUGGGACUUGUCCGGGGAGUUGGAGAAGUCGGACAAAGUUGGAGAUUGACGGCGGGAUGGGGUGCCAAUUCUUAA